Messenger RNA from Nothoprocta perdicaria, 1367 nucleotides. It is a transcript of the gene MTAP, whose product is annotated as methylthioadenosine phosphorylase. Gene Ontology annotation, biological process: nucleoside metabolic process. The coding region runs from base 1 to 843 and encodes 280 amino acids. NCBI's taxonomy places the organism in Eukaryota, Metazoa, Chordata, Aves, Tinamiformes, Tinamidae. The transcript is spliced from 8 exons. The record is from RefSeq and is a predicted model, not a curated record. Gene Ontology annotation, molecular function: S-methyl-5-thioadenosine phosphorylase activity. Gene Ontology annotation, cellular component: cytosol.
AUGGCCGCUGCCGCGGCGGUGAAGAUUGGAAUUAUUGGUGGAACUGGCCUGGAUGAUCCAGAUAUUUUAGAAGGAAGAACAGAAAAAUAUGUUGAUACUCCAUAUGGCAAGCCAUCAGAUGCUUUGAUAUUGGGAAAGAUAAAAAAUGUGGACUGUGUGCUGUUGGCAAGGCAUGGAAGGCAUCAUACAAUUAUGCCAUCAAAUGUGAAUUACCGUGCCAAUAUCUGGGCACUAAAACAAGAGAAUUGCUCCCAUGUUUUAGUAACUACUGCCUGCGGUUCAUUACGAGAAGAAAUACAACCUGGAGAUCUUGUCAUGAUUGACCAAUUCAUUGACAGGACUAAUAGAAGACAUUCUACAUUUUAUGAUGGGCAGUGUUCUUCUCUUUCAGGAGUGUGUCAUAUUCCUAUGGCAGAACCAUUCUGCACAAGAACCAGAGGGGUUCUUAUUGAGAUUGCCAAGAAGCUUGGUCUUCCAUGUCAUUCCAAGGGAACAAUGAUCACAAUUGAAGGCCCACGUUUCAGUUCUCGAGCAGAAAGCCUGAUGUUUCGCAGCUGGGGAGCUGAUGUCAUCAACAUGACCACAGUUCCUGAGGUGAUUCUUGCGAAAGAAGCUGGACUGAGUUAUGCAAGUAUUGCUAUGGCAACAGAUUACGACUGCUGGAAAGAGCAUGAAGAAGCAGUUUCAGUGGAUAAGGUUUUAAAGACGUUGAAAGAGAAUGCAAAUAAGGCUACUAGCAUACUGCUUACUGCUAUACCUCAGAUAGCUUCCAUGGAGUGGUCAGACACCCUGCACAUCCUGAAAACAACCGUGCAGUGUUCAGUCAUCCUGCCAAAGCACUAACAGCCUGGAUGAACUCGGAAGUUUGGGCACUCGGAAAGAAGAGUGGACCCACUUUUGAAUAUAUAGAGAUUAAAAUAUCUUCAAGAAAUGUUACAAGCAUGGAAGAAUGCUUCCUGUGACUGAUAAUGAAAACAAUGAUAAAAAAUUGUGACUGAUAGUAUUGUGAAAGACAUUUUUUGUAAGACAACCAUGACGUAMUUAAUGAGAUGUCUAAAGUUAGAUUUUCAAAUACAUCUUUUGAAUUUGAAGUGAUUUUACUGCAUAACUGGAUCAGACAGUGGUCCAUAACAAGUUAGAAUCUUGCUACUGCAUGGUUCAUGAGGUCAGUAUGUAUUACCCAGGAUAUCUUUUAAUUGAUUCAUAAAAGAAAGGGCUAGAUAACACUCUACUGCAGCUUCAUAAAGUACAAAGAAAGCAACUCUGCAGAUGCUUAGCUGCUUUGCUAUUUCUGCCUCUGUGCUUUUCCUUCAGGAAGGAUGGUGGCUUCUCUCCGCUUCAGAACAUAUUGAGUACAUAUAUAAUGA